AUGGAAAACCUCACCAUCUCCGAUGCCCCUCCCCAGGGGGCCCAGCCCGUUCUCGGCGGCCGCGCGCCGCCGCCUCAGCAGACCCCUCAGCUGCCGCCUCAGAUGUUCACCACUGCGGCGCAGCUGCUGGACAUGACCGACAAGAAGCUCAUGGUCGCGCUCCGCGACGGGCGCAAACUGAUAGGCGUCCUCCGCAGUUGGGACCAGUUCGGUAUGUACACCAUGCAUGCACGAUACCGCCACCCAGUCAUGGCGCGAGGCAAUCUUCUUUCAGUACGAGUAUCCGGACGGCUGACCAGGCGGUCUCCAGCAAACCUCGUCCUUCAGGACACCGUCGAGCGCGUCUAUGCCUACCCGGAUCUGGAGGCCAAUCCUCCCCGCGAGGGCGGGAUGUUCGCAGACAUCAAGCGCGGCAUCUUCCUCGUGCGCGGCGAGAACGUGCUCCUUCUAGGCGAGAUCGACCUCGACAAGGACGAUGACCCGCCACCAGGCUACGAGCCCGCCGACCUCAAGCUCGUGCAGGGCCUGGCGGCCGAGAGGAAGGACAAGGACAAGGCGCGUGACAAGGGACGGAUCAAGAAGCUGAGCACGCUCGGCUUCGAGGGCGAGAACAUGGGCGAGAUCUUGCUCUGA
Molecule: messenger RNA, 633 nt
Organism: Colletotrichum higginsianum IMI 349063
Lineage: Eukaryota; Fungi; Ascomycota; Sordariomycetes; Glomerellales; Glomerellaceae
Product: LSM domain-containing protein
Exons: 2
Coding region: 1-633 (210 amino acids)
Biological process (GO): deadenylation-dependent decapping of nuclear-transcribed mRNA
Cellular component (GO): P-body; Lsm1-7-Pat1 complex
Molecular function (GO): RNA cap binding
Source: RefSeq, a predicted model, not a curated record